Messenger RNA from Maniola jurtina (meadow brown), 1115 nucleotides. RefSeq names its product serine protease ami-like. Lineage: Eukaryota; Metazoa; Arthropoda; Insecta; Lepidoptera; Nymphalidae. The record is from RefSeq and is a predicted model, not a curated record. The transcript has 2 exons. Gene Ontology annotation, biological process: proteolysis. The coding region runs from base 138 to 1115 and encodes 325 amino acids. Gene Ontology annotation, molecular function: serine-type endopeptidase activity.
AUUUUCGAUAACCUUCCUAGAGCUGUGGCCUUAUUAGGGUCAUGGGUGCAAUUCCAGGUAGGGGAUUUUUUUCUGGUGUGGUCCACGAUCUUCAGUAAUGAAGGAAUGACUGAAGAGAGAGAGAGAUAAAUAAAAUAAUGAACAUGUACCACAACCACGUAAAAAAUAUGAUAAUUUAUGCUUCGUUUAACAUUAAAUUUAUCAUUGCCAUAACAUAUUUUAUAGCUGUUAAUUGGAAGCUAUGUGAAGCUAAGCUGCGUAUUAUUGGAGGCAGGGAUGCACUUAAAGAUGAAUACCCUUUUGCUGUUCGGUUGGAACAACAGUAUACGAAGACUAUUAAUGGUAAAACAGAAUUUAACUAUUACCCAUUGUGCUCAGGGGCCGCAAUCACUCCUACUUGGAUAUUAACUGCAGCACAUUGCGAUAGCGAUGAAGUAUUGAAACUAUAUUUAAAUAUGCUUAUCACAACUAAACCUCGAAAAUUUGCAAGAUAUAAUAGCUACUUUCCUAAAGAAAUGGGUCACUUAAGUCCUAUACUUAAAGAAUAUAACCACCCUAGUUACACUUAUAUUCGAUCCGAUUUCAAUGUAAGAAUAAGAACAAAAUAUGAUAUUGCAAUAUACAAGACCGAAAAUGUAUUAGUUAGUUACUAUGGAAAUAUCAGCCCAAUAGAAUACACGUCUUUUAUAGGACAUGAAGCUGUCGUACUAGGCUUUGGUAGUACUAAUGCUACUCCAACGGAAACGCAUUUGCAAGUGUUAGAGGGCAUGUUGUUAAAAUGUGACGAAAGAGAGGGUCAUGUGCAUGGUAUGUUUUGCGUAGUGCCACGCUGUGGACUGGAUGCAACGAUCUGUAGUGGAGAUUCCGGUGGACCUAUCAUUCAUGCUUCAGGAAUUGUGGGCGUCAAUGCCAUAUCUAUGGGAAACUGCAAUGAGCAUGGCCACAAACUGUACCCAGGAGCAGCUUCAGCUGUGAUUUCUAUGGUCAGUCCUUUUAUUGAUUGGAUAUCGAAUAUUAUGGCCAAUAAAACGAAUGAGAGAUCGUACAAAAUCUUUUUUUUUUCAAUGAAAAAUGUUGUGCUUCUGCUGGGGCUUUGGACUGUAGUUUUAGUUUGA